AUGUCCUACAAGUCACAGCUAGACACGUUUGUGUCGAGGCUCAACGACAACGAUGACUAUAAGGAGAAACACUCCAUCUUAAGAGAGUUGUUGGACAUGAUAGAGACUUUCAAUGGUGCUGCAGAAUACGAAUACUUUUUAUCAAACUUGAUUCCAAUCUUCUUGAAUUAUUUGAAAGAGGUACCUAUAGUGUUUACAUCCCAAGCACCAGAGCAGAAGCUUCGUAAUUCGGUUCUCGAGAUCAUACACAGAUCAAUUAUGAACGAAACUUUUCAACCUUACUCAGAACAAAUCCUAGACACGUUAACCACCAUUUUGGUUGAUGAAAAUGAAGACAAUGGUGUUUUAUGUAUGAAAAUUAUCACUAGUUUGCACAAGGCAUACAAAGCAAACUUGGGAGAAAAAGCCCAAGGCUUCAUAGAUGUGAUUUCCAAUAUCUAUGACAACAUGCCGGAGACGGUGUCAAAUGUGUUCAGUUCCAACGCUUCAAGCACACCUUCUCAAGAUGUCGACACCAAAGAACUGUCACCUACGUCAUUUGGCGAGGAAAACACCUCUAAAACAUUGAAUAACGCUAUGCAUUCCUUCAAGACGUUGGCGGAAUGCCCCAUUACCAUGGUUUCAUUAUACUCAUCCUAUAAGAAUUUGGUUCAGACUUCGUUGGGUGUUUUCUUACCCAAAAUCGUGAACCUUUUAAACUUGCAAGUGGAAGAGCAAAAGAAUUAUAGAGAAAGCCCAGAGAACGAAAACAAGGUGGUGACGUCGAUUUCUCCAGAUAUCACGAACAGACAGGCCUACAGUGAUUUCAUUUUGGGACAAGUCAAAGCUGCCUCUUUCUUGGCCUAUGUGUUUAUAAGAGGAUAUGCCAACCAACACUUAUCACCAGAACAGGCCAAAGUUGUUCCUGAUGUGAUUUUGAGAUUAUUGCAAGACUGUCCGGCCGAGUUAUCUGUUGCCAGAAAAGAACUUUUACAUGCUACAAGACACAUUUUGUCUACACCUUUCAGGUCUCAAUUCAUUCCCAAGAUUGAGCUUUUGUUCGAUGAGAAAAUCUUAAUCGGUGAAGGCUUGACUGCAUACGAAACUUUACGACCAUUGGCUUAUUCUACGGUGGCAGACUUCAUUCACAACGUCAGAAAUGAAUUGACUCCUAAGCAAAUCUGGCUCACAGUGUCGAUUUACUGUGACUUGUUGAAGGAUGACAGUUUGGCCUUAACGGUUCAAAUCAUGAGUGCCAAGUUACUUUUGAACUUGGUGGAACGAAUCAUGAAAAUGCCAAACAAAGGGGAAGGUCGUCAGUUGUUCAUGAUUAUAAUUGAUUCUUAUGCCAAAAGAUUCCACAGUUUGGACAGAAAAUAUGACUAUAUUAUGAGGGUUCACAAAGAAUUUGAAAAGAAUAAAGCAACGAAGGAACAAGAGUCAAAAAAGGCCGUUUCUAGAUAUUCAUCCAAGAAGUCUUUGGGUCUUGAAGCUCCUAUAAAGGACAUUAAAUUCUUGAAGGAUGUGGAUUCUGCGCCCGUUGAAAAACCCAACGACGACGAUGAUAUUGUUAUGAGGGAUGCCAACGGAGACUUGAAUGGUGACGAUGAGAGAGAGCACGAUGGUGACACAAAGAUGGAUGAAGACCACGAAGAAAUCAUCGAUUUGUUCAACCUCGAGUCACUCUCUCCACUCAAUGCUUCAUCUACCGUUAAUUCAGAUAUGUUGAAGGAUGCUAGAUAUCUUUUCAGGACUUUGAUGACGUUUUUGAAGUCAGUAAUCUUUGGUUUGAAGAACUGUAAUCCACCUAUUCCCCCACAACCAACUGCUUCUGAUCCUAAGAAUGGUGGCCAAACUGUCAACUACGAUAAAUGGAAUGAGUCAGCGAAAAUCACCUCUUUUGAAGAAGUGAACAUCUUACGAGAAUUGUUCAGAAGUGGGAUUAGCUGUUUGAGAUUCUUCUCCAUCUCCAAACCCAAAGCCGCUCCUCAAACAAAAGCAUUUGACUUUUCAAGUGGAGGUCCUAACUUGCCCAUAACGUCUUCAAAAGAAGAAAAAGAUUUAAUGGAAAUCUUUGCCACGAUAUUCAUUCACAUUGACCCUGCAUCGUUCAAUGAAAUUGUUGGAGCCGAGUUGCCAUUUCUAUUCGAUUCAAUGUUGGACAAUGCAGCCUUGUUACAUUUGCCCCAAUUCUUUUUGGCUUCAGAAAUCACUUCCGCCAACUUUUCAGGUUUAUUGAUAUCGUUUUUGAGAUCCAAGUUGGGUGAGUUAGGCAAGUUGGAUUUGGUGAAGUCAAAUAUCUUGAUAAGACUCUUUAAAUUGUGUUUCAUGUCUGUGAAUUUGUUCCCAACGACCAAUGAAUCUGUCAUUUUACCUCACUUGAACCACCUUAUUUUGGAGUCCUUAAAGCUAUCUACCAAUGCAGAUGAACCAAUAGUGUACUCAUACUUGGUGAGAAUCUUGUUCAGAAGUAUCAGUGGAGGAAGAUUUGAAAGCUUAUACAAAGAAAUCAUGCCUAUCUUACCAGUUUUACUUGAGAGCUUGAACAAAAUGAUUACUAAUGCCCGUCGUCCAUAUGAGAGAGAUAUUUACGUCGAGUUGUGUUUGACGGUUCCUGUAAGACUUUCAGUGCUUGUUCCUCACUUGAAUUACUUGACAAGACCUUUGGUACACGCUUUGAAUGGUUCGCAGGAGUUAGUAAGUCAAGGUUUAAGAACUUUCGAGUUAUGUGUUGACAACUUGACUGCUGAAUACUUUGACCCAAUGAUUGAGCCUGUCACUGAUGAAAUCAUGACCGCUCUCUGGAAACACUUGGAGCCAGUUCCUUACCACCAUCAACACUCACAUACUGCUAUCAGGAUUCUUGGUAAAUUGGGAGGUAGAAACCAUAAGCAUUUUAAACCUUACAGCCGAUUACAAUCCCAAGAUGCUUUGAAUCACGAAGUCAAAGCUUUGUUCCUGAUCCAUGGGUUAGAUGGUGAAAUACCUGUAUCAAUCACCCCAGGUGUUGAAUCGGCAAUUAAGUUGUUGGAAGAUCAAAGAAUCAAGCUUCACUACAGGGUUAGCGCGUUCAAAUACUUGACUUCCAUUUGUAAAUUACUCAUCGAUUCCACACCAGUACCUGAAGAUUUACCAAGUUAUAUUUCCAAAUGUGUUCAAAUCUUGAAAGAAGAAAAAGUUGAGGACGAAAUUGAAUUGGAAGUCUCUGAUGUGAAAGAUGCUGGAAAAUUGGAUAUCCAACAAAAGCUCUUCAGCAAAUUGUUAGAAGUUCUCUUCUUCUCUAUGUCAGUCCCUGAAUUGAAAGAGGAAGCAGGCAAGCUCAUUGAUGGUAUCACAGUGCACUUCACUUUAACUUAUUUGAGGGUCUCCGUUGUGGAGAAGCUCAAGAAGGAAAGAUCUUUUUCAGUGAAGGACAAAGAAGGGAAAGUGUACAUUAGUGAGAAUGCAUUCCUCAACGCAUUGAACUACGCCUUAAGCUUCUGGGAUAAGGAAGUUAGAGAUAAAGGUGUUGAGACCAUCAAGACCAUUCACACUACGACUGUCGCAAUAUUCGGUUCCGAUGAAGACGCCUUGUUCUCGCCAUUUUUCAGAACCAUCUUCUACAGGUUUACUCAUUGUUGCUACAGCGAGUUUUACUACACGAAACUAGGAGGAGUUCUUGGUCUCAAGACCAUGGUAGAAGAGUUGACUAUUCCAAUUAGUUGGUUUUCCAAACGUCAAUUUGAAUUGGUUAGAUCCAUCUUCUUCAUCGCAAGAGACACUCCCGAUACUGCCCCUCGGAUUGUCAGAGAAUUAGCAGAGGGUUUGGUGUUGAGUAUUCUCCAUGACUGUAAUGUCGAUAUGACGAAAGAGACUUUGUUGGAGAAGCCAUUCCAAACUAUUGUGGGUGCUUUGGUGUAUGAUCUUGCUAGUGCCAACCCCCAUGUAAGACAGUUGUCUCAGAAGUCUUUGAAAGUAUUAUCUGAUACUACUUCUGUCCCAAUUGCUACAAUCAUUGGCCCUUGCAAACAGUUACUCUUAACACCUAUUUUUGGAAAGCCGUUGAGAGCCUUACCAUUCCCAAUGCAAAUUGGUAACAUUGAUGCAAUUACUUAUUGUUUGAGCCUUGAUGAAUCUUUCUUGACUUUCAACGAGGAGUUGAAUAGACAUCUUUUCGAGGCUUUGGUAUUGGUUGAUGCAGAAGAUGAAUCAUUGGCCAAUGUGCACCGAUUAUAUGAGCACAGAACGUCCAAACAAUUAAUUGAAUUGAGAGUGGUUUGUAUCCGAUUAUUAUCUCUUGCAUUGACCAGACCAGAUUUCUCUUUGAGUUCUGCUCCAGAAGCAAGAAUUAAGAUCUUGGGUGUUUUUUUCAAGGCACUUUGCAAUAAAUCUACUGAGAUCAUUAAUGCUGCCUACUUAGGGUUAAAAUCAAGUCUCCAAGGAAAUGCUAAGUUGCCUAAAGAUUUACUUCAGAAUGGUCUUCGUCCAAUGUUGAUGAACUUGUCUGACCACAAGAAAUUAACUGUAUGGGGCCUUGAAGCUCUUGCUAAACUUUUGGAAUUAUUGAUUUACUAUUUCAGAGUCGAAAUUGGCCGUAAAUUGUUGGACCAUUUGAUGGCAUGGGCCCAAAUAAACACCCUCAGACAUAUUUCAAGCCAGGAUCUCGAGAGUAAUCAUACAGUUAAGAUUGUGAUUGCCAUUUUGAAUAUUUUCCACCUUUUACCGGCUAAAGCAUUCACCUUCAUGGAAGAAAUCAUCAACACUCUUCAAUACUUGGAAGGACAUUUGGACCGUCACCUAAACUCACCAUUUAGACCCCCAGUUGCGAAGUUUUUGAAUAGAUUCUCAGAAAACACCGUUGAGUAUUUCAUCAAGAAUUACAAGAAUAGAAAGUUGGGCAAUAUGCUUGCUCACUUUGUUGGAUUGAGUGAGUGUUCAAAUAUCAGAGAAUUGAUGAAGGAGAAGUUCAGUGAAAUCACUGACGACUUGGAAUCUGAAACUGACUACGAAGUGAAAGUUAUCAAAUACGCGAAUACGGUAGAUCUAUUGGAGGCUAUGAGUGAGAAUGAUAAUGAGUGGUUCAAUGAACAGAAGGAUUUGACCUUGAAACUUUUCAAAAUGUCUCAAGAUGUAUUGAAUACCAAUGAAAAUCUGGCUUCAUCUGCAUAUUUCCAAUCCGAUCAAGCCAUUAGCAAGAUUCAACGCCUAAUAGUCCGUUUCAUGAAACAGAACCCCGCAAACGUUGAGCUUUUAUUCUUGGUUAUUGAUGAAAUUUUCUUGUCCGAUAAAAGAGUACCUACUCUUGUUGAAGAUUUUAUUUUCCAAUCUAUUGUGUCGUCAGAAGAUACUGUGUUCAAAGCAAAAUACUUGGAGAAUUGUACCAAAUUUAUUCUGAAACCAGAAUCUCAUUUAGGUGCCAAAAUCUUCAUCUUAAAGAAGGUAUUCAACUCUAUCAUUUUGUUUGAAAUAAAGAGAAGUGGCGGACUUGACGCUUUCUUCAAAGGUAAGAAAUCGCCAGUUUGGUUGAAAUCCUUUUGUGAAGACAUCUGGAGAUCCACUAAUGAUAUUAUCACGAGCCAUACUUCCGGAAGACUCGAUAGAUAUAGAUUCCAACUUUUGGAAGCUACUGCAAUAUUGAUUAAGUGGGGAUCGCAUCACAUCAGUGAAUACAGAAAGGACAUCAUCAAGUUCAGUUGGAAUUACAUUAAGUUGGAGGAUAAUAUCACUAAGCAAGUUGCCUAUGUGACAACCUCUUAUUUUAUUUCGGCUUAUGAGACUCCAAGUAAGCUUGCUACCCAGGUCUUCGUGGCUCUUCUUCGUACGCAUCAAACGGACUCCAGACAUCUCGUCAAACAAGCAUUGGAUAUCCUUGCUCCAGUAAUGCCAGAAAGAGUCGAAGGAGAUACAAGUUUAAGCUGGUUGAAGUGGCCUCGAAGAGUUAUAUCAGAGGAUGGAUUCAAUGUGACUCAAGUGCUCAAUGUGUACCAGUUCAUUGUUCAACAUCCAGAUAUCUUUUUUGUUGCUAGAGAACAUUUCAUUUCCAACAUCAUCACUGCAAUGGGUAAAUUGACGAUUUUAGCUAACCCUGCUGUUGAGAAUCAAGUGUUGGCUAUUGAAUUGGCCGAGUUGAUCUUGAACUGGGAGGAGAAGGCGAGGUUAGAAGACACUUCCGUGGAAGAGUCAGAUGAGUCAGACGAGGACAAGCAAGUCAGUGCAGAUGACUUCACGACAUCUCCAAACUAUAAAGCGCCUUUGGGUCAAAAAGAAGCUUGUGUAACUUUCUUGAUCAGAUAUGUUUGUAUCAGUCCCCAAAGAGCAUCUGAAAGCGAACUUGGCCAAAGAGCUUUGGGUAUUUUAAGCGACCUCUUAAGUCCUAAACACUGGAAUGAAGUUUCCGUCAAGUUGAGCUUCUUCGAAAAGUUCUUACUUUCUAAUGACUUAAAUUCUUCUAACUUGUUGGGAUAUUGCUUAAAUGCCUUGGAAGUGUUGGGUGUUGUUUUAGAAUGGAAGACUUCGGAAUGGAUAUUGAAAAAUAUUGCUUACUUCCACAAGUUACUUGAGAAGUGUAUUAAAUCCGACAAUCACGAUAUCCAAGAAGCUCUCCAAAGAGUUUUGAGAACCAUUUUGCAAGCCAUUAAUGAUGAGCAAAAGGUCGAAUUAUCUGAGGAUAUGGACACCGAGGUUAAGGAAUUCGUGGAUUUGUUAGCUACCACUGUUGCUGAGGAUUUGAACGAAAUGCCAUCGGUUGCUGCUGGAGUCACAUUAUCAUGGACUUUGGCUAACUACAUGCCCAAUACUUUGGAUCCUCUUUUGCCUCUUAUAAUGAGAACAUUCAGCAAGUUGUGCAAAGAUCACAUCACCAUAACUCACCAGGGUUCCCAGUCAUCAUCAUCCGGCGAUUCAUCUACUGAAUCUGAAGCAAAAAUGACUACCAGGUUGUUGGAAAGAAUAUUAAACUUGUCGUCAAUGAGAAUAUCCAGCUUAGGUGACCAGAGACGUAUUUUCCUUUCCUUACUUGCCCAAUUAAUUGAAAGGUCUUUGGACAAGGACACCUUGGAGAAAAUCAUCAAAAUCGUCAAGGGAUGGGUGUUUUCUCAUACAGAUUUGUUUCCUACCACCAAAGAAAAGGCUGCAAUCUUGGCGAAGAUGAUGGUGUUUGAAAUCAGAGGUGAACCAACCCUUUCGAAAGAGUUCUAUCAAAUAAUUGUGGAUAUCUUUGAAGAUGAUGCAUUUAGCAAUACCGAACUUACUGUGCGUAUGGAACAGCCAUUCUUGGUGGGAACCAGAUCUACUGACGUCUCUAUUCGUCGUAAGUUGAUGUCCUUGUUGAACAAGAGUUUGGAAAAGGAUAUUAACAAGAGAUUGUACUACGUGAUUCGUGAACAGAAUUGGGAAUAUUUGGCCGACUACCCGUGGUUGAACCAAGCCUUACAAUUGCUUUAUGGUUCUUUCGAUAGCGAGAAGAAAUUGGAAGUUGUUGCCGAUGAGUAUAAGAUGGCACCUUUGGAUUCAUUCCCCUUCACUGUUGAUAAUGAAAUGGAGGUGGAUCUGAGUGAAGCCUUAACUGAUAUUUUGAGUAAGCACAAUGAGUUUUUGAGUGAAAUCUCUCAGUUGCAAGCUGGUGAAGUCUUGGAACCUUUGAUUGAUAUGUUCUAUCAAAGCAGUGAAUCUGUACACAAAGCAUGGUCCACUGUGUUCCCAGUUGCUUUUGAAUCCAUUGCCAGAUCCGAACAUCUUGACUUCACCAGAUUUUUGGUUGUGUUACUUUCUAAGGAUUAUCACACUCGCCAAAUAGACAGCAGACCUAACGUUGUUCAGUCUUUGUUGGAAGGUAUUUCGAAAUGCAAAGAACUUCAAUUGCCCCCAUUCGCUGUUGAAUGUCUAGCUGCAAACUUCAAUGCCUGGGCUCAUGGAAUUCACAUUUUGGAAAACAUUGAAGAACAAUCGGUCAAUGGAAAUGCUGAAGUUCGUGAAGUUACACAGGAUGCCUUGGCCAAGUUGUUCGCUACUUUAAAGGAAGACGAUAUGUUCUAUGGAUUGUGGAGAAGAAGAGCCAAGUACUCAGAAACCAUCUCGGCUCUAUCUUUUGAACAGAUUGGUCUUUGGGAUAAAGCUCAGCAAUUGUACGAAGCUGCUCAAAUCAAGGCAAGAAGUGGUGCACUUCCUUAUGGAGAAUCCGAAUACGCUCUUUGGGAAGAUCAUUGGAUCUUAUGUACCGAAAAGCUUCAACAUUGGGAUAUUCUCACUGAACUUGCUAAACAUGAAGGAUUUUCUGAUCUUCUUUUAGAAUGCGGUUGGAGAGUAGCUGAUUGGAACGCUGACAGGGAGACAUUGGAACAGACUGUCAAAAGUGUCAUGGAUGUUCCAACUCCCAGAAGACAAGUGUUUGAAACCUUUCUUUGCUUACAAGGCUUUGGACAGCAAAGACAAACUUUGCAAGAUUUGUCCAGAUUGUGUGAUGAGGGCAUUCAAUUGGCUCUCAGGAAAUGGCACGGUUUACCUUCAAAGUUCAAUAAUGCCCAUAUUCCUCUUUUGCACACAUUUCAACAGUACGUGGAAUUUAUGGAGGCAAGUCAGGUUUAUGCUAGUCUUGUUUCUACCAAUGCCCAAAACUUGGAUGUGAAGUCACAAGACUUGAAGAGAGUGUUACAAGUCUGGCGUGAAAGAUUACCAAACAUUUGGGAUGACAUUAAUAUCUGGAAUGAUUUGAUCACUUGGAGACAACAUGCCUUCCUGGUAAUCAAUGAAGUAUACAUGCCAUUUAUUCCAGUUCUUCAACAAGCAAAUACUGGAAGUAAUGCUAAUUCGUAUGCUUAUAGAGGUUUCCAUGAAAUUGCUUGGGUUAUCAACAGAUUUGCCCAUGUAGCUAGAAAGCAUGGAAUGGCUGAAGUUUGUAUCAGCCAGUUGACCAAGAUUUACCAACUUCCAAAUAUUGAAAUUCAAGAAGCCUUUUUGAAGUUGAAGGAACAAGUUAAAUGCCACUAUCAAAAUCCAAAUGAGUUGAACACUGGCUUGGAUGUCAUUAGUAACACUAACUUGGUAUAUUUUGCAACUCAACAAAAAGCUGAAUUCUUCACAUUGAAGGGUAUGUUUUUGAACAAGUUAAAUCAGAAGGAUGAAUCCAAUAAGGCUUUUGCUACGUCGGUGCAGAUUGAUCUCAACCUUCCAAAGGCAUGGGCUGAAUGGGGUGCUUUCAAUGAUCGUAGAUUCAAAGAGAAUCCAAACGAUAUGGUGUAUGCUAACAACGCCAUCAGCUGUUACUUACAAGCUGCUGGAUUGUACAAGAAUGGUAAAACCAGAAAACUUCUUACCAGAGUUCUUUGGCUUAUUAGUUUGGACGACAAUUCGGGCACUUUGACUCAAGCGUUUGAAAACUUCAAGGGUGAAGUUCCAGUUUGGUACUGGAUCACCUUUAUUCCCCAAUUGCUUUCGGCGUUGUCUCACAAGGAAGCAGGAUUAGCAAGACAAGUUCUUAUUAGAAUUGCCAAGAGUUAUCCACAAGCCUUACAUUUCCAUCUACGUACUACUAAGGAAGACUUUGCUGCUAAGCAAAGACAAAAGUCAUGGGAACAUGUUGACGAGAUUAUGGGAAUCCUCAAGACGGCUUACCCUCUUCUUGCACUUUCAUUGGAAUCGCUUGUUGAUCAGAUCAAUCAACGUUUCAAGUGUACUGCCGACGAAGAUGCUUAUAGAUUGAGUGUUGCUUUGCUUAACGAUGGUGUUCAAUACCUCAACAGACUUGGAAACCCUAGAGAUGAUGCCAAGUUACCCCCUGUCACAGAGGCCAACAUAACUAGAUUUGCUGAGACUGUUCUUCCUAAACAAAUCAGAACCGAAUUCGAAAAGGAUCUCGUUGUGGAGAAGCCAAACCUUGAAACUUAUAUCAUGAAGUUACGCAAAUGGCGUGAUAGAUUGGAAGACAAGCUUGACAGAAGAUUCCAAGAGGUUAACCUUGAAAACUUGUGUCCUCAUUUGAGCGAGUUCCAUCAUCAGAAAUUCGAAGACAUUGAAGUCCCUGGCCAAUACCUUUUGAACAAGGAUAAUAACACUCAUUUCGUGAAGAUUGACAGAUUUUUGUCAACUAUUGAUUUGGUGAGAGGCACAAAUGCUUGCUAUAAGCGUUUGAGAAUUAGAGGCCAUGAUGGUAGCGAGCAUAUUUUUGGAAUUCAAUUUCCUGCUGCUCGUCAUUGCAGAAGAGAAGAGUCACUUUUCCAGUUGUUCCGUAUUUUUGGUGAUACUUUAUCGAGAAAGGUUGAAACGAGACGUCGUAACAUCCUGUUCACAUUGCCAAUUGCGGUACCACUCUCUCCACAUAUUCGUAUUAUCAAUGAUGACCCAGCGGAUAUUUCUCUUCAAAAGAUUUAUGAAGACUACUGUCAUCGUAACGGUAAGAAUCGUGACGAACCUUUCAUUUACACUAUUGAGAAAUUGAGAGCUGCCUUUGAUCCUCGUUUACCAAAACCUGAAAUAAUGAGUAUCCGGGUGGAGAUUUUGAGUUCCAUUCAAACUCUUUUGGUACCAUCCAAUGUUUUGAAGAACUACUUUGUCGAUAACUAUCCACUCUUUGAAGAUUUCUGGUUAUUCCGUAAACAGUUCACAUCACAGUAUGCUUCAUUUAUCUUCAUCACUUAUAUGAUGUGCGUGAACACCAGACAACCUCAAAAGAUUCAUGUGAAUAGAAAGUCUGGUAAUGUUUGGACUUCGGACAUGCUUCCUUGCAAGAUUGCCAGCAAGAAUGCUUCAUUGGACGCUUCUCAAGGUCAAAGAGCAGCCCCAUUAUUCUAUAAUGCUGAAUUAGUUCCAUUCCGUCUUACUCCAAAUAUUCAGAAAUUAAUUGGUGAAACCGGUUUGGAAGGUAUCCUUUCGGUUUAUAUCUUGGCUAUUGCGAGAGCAUUAACCGAACCAGAAUCAGACUUGGAGCAAUACUUGACCUUAUUUGUUCGUGAUGAGGUUAUCUCUUGGUCCAGUCAACAAGACCCUCCACGACCAGUUCCUAAAGACAAGCAGUUAAGAGAAAUUGUUCGAGUGAAUGUUGACAUUAUUAUCAAGAGAGUUCUCUCUGUGGGUCACAUCUCUUCAGGUCCUACGGUUGCAACCCAAAAUGUAUUGGAAUUAAUCUCCCAAGCAGUCAACCCAAGAAAUUUGGCUGCUGCUGAUACUUUAUGGAUGGCAUACUUUUAAGUGUGUCUCUAUUUCGUUUCAUUUUCAGCAAAUUUUUGUAUAUUUAAGCUUAUAGCUAAUGUAAAUAUUAUUGAUUAGGCACGGUAUAGUUUUAUCUCUGUUUGAAAAAACUGCUGACAGACUUCUUCAACUGUUUCAAAACAUCCCUUGUCAUCAGUUUGACGACUGAUACCGUUCAUGAGGUAGAAUAAUGCCCGGUGAGACAUGAAGGCAGUGACACUUACCAAAAGAAAGCUUAAACAAUGGUUAAACAUAAUGAAGCAAGUAACAAACUGCAUAUACACCGUUACAUCAACCUUUUUCGUCAAGGAAGUUACUGAAUCGGAUUCCAUCAUGAACAUGGACUCUAUGUUCAAGACAAUAACGGUAGCUCCUAUCCACUCCAUCAUAGAAAUACCCUGGCAAGCAGCUGACCCAAUCGAGUACCAGAACGAGGUAUACGUAGGAAUUCUGCCUCCUAUAGGAAACAUCGCACAACAAAUUGAAAACUGGUGGUGUUAAUAAGCAUCUAGUGAACUUGGGACACAAGGAGAUAAAACAUACACUAAUUAAAUCAAAAGCGGAAAAAGCCAGCACUAUCAUUGGUCUAUUGGUGACAAAUUCAAAUGGACGGUAAAAGUACACACC
Yamadazyma tenuis ATCC 10573 is the source of this 11766-nucleotide messenger RNA. The record is from RefSeq and is a predicted model, not a curated record. Lineage: Eukaryota; Fungi; Ascomycota; Pichiomycetes; Serinales; Debaryomycetaceae.